Eutrema salsugineum is the source of this 1218-nucleotide messenger RNA. Its product is annotated as putative F-box protein At1g47730. NCBI's taxonomy places the organism in Eukaryota, Viridiplantae, Streptophyta, Magnoliopsida, Brassicales, Brassicaceae. Bases 1 to 1218 code for a protein of 405 amino acids. Gene Ontology annotation, molecular function: protein binding. The transcript has a single exon. The record is from RefSeq and is a predicted model, not a curated record.
AUGAAGCAACGAGAAGAGAAGACCGAAAAUACCAAGAGAAAAAGAAGAAGACAAUCUUCUUCUUCAUCUUUGUUAAACUCAACAUCGUCCUUACCUCUCGACAUAGCCUCAGAGAUACUCUUAAAGCUGCCAGCAGAAUCUGUCUUGAGGUUUCGUUGUGUUUCGAAGCUUUGGUCAUCAAUCACCAACGAGCGAAAUUUCACCGACUCGUUCCAAACUAGGAGGCCAAAAAGGCUUCUACUCUUCUUCAAAGAAGGUGAAAGGUUCUUUGUUUUCUCGCUUCCUCAACACAAUCCAAACCCUAAUGAGUCUUAUUCUUAUUACGCUUCUCAGCCUAUUGAUAGUUACCAUAUGACAUACCCAAAACGUUGUUCCUACACCAUGAAAACGGAGUCAGUUCACGGCUUGAUCUGUUUUCAAAGUUCAGCAACCCCAAUAGUGUGGAACCCUAGCAUGAGAAAGUUCUUAACUCUACCCAAACCGGACAAGACCUGGAAGAAUAUAAAAGUCUUUUUAGGAUACGAUCCUGUCGAGGGUAAACACAAAGUAGUUUGCAUGCCUGGUAGUUUUAACUCAUCUGAUGAGUGUCGGGUUUUAACAUUAGGAUCAUCAUCAGAUCAAGAAUCAUGGAGAAAUGUCAAACACAGCCACAAUCAUUAUCCUUUCCCUGGUAAACAAAAAGGUGUUUAUCAUGGACGAUGCAUCAAUGGGGUUCUAUAUUAUCCUGCGCGACUCGGCGACGAUCUGGUUAUAAUGAGCUUCGACAUAAGAUCUGAAAAGUUCAUCAAUGUGAUAAAAAUUCCAUAUCAGUGGUAUGAUAUGAAUUGGCAUAAUACGACGGCGAUGAUGAUAGCUUAUCAAGGAAAGUUAGCUUGGGUUCGUUCUUGUGGGGAUCGUAUUUCGCUGUGGGUUUUGGAGGAUGCAGAGAAACACGAAUGGUCGAAACAUAUCCUUUUACCGCUUUCUCACUAUGAUCAGGGUUUGCAAAACUUCAAACUAGUGGGUGUCACUGAUGAUGGCGAGUUGGUUUACGUGCAAAACACGGCAUUCAAAUGUGUUCCUGUUAUAUAUGUUGAUCCAAAGAGACAAACGUUCAGAAGAAUCGAAUUUAGAGGAAUUGCGGAUGAUGAUUUUAGACAACGCAAUGGACUAGGAGACAGACGUCUGCGAGACCUCCAAUCUUUCCCCAAUCACAUUGAAACUCUUUUGUCUUUGUGA